ACAGUUUCCGGGAUAUUAUGAAUGUCUUGUGUUGUUGCAUGGAAGUCUGUCACGUCCACAAGGUAGCCGACAGAGAGGAGGAAUUUGAUAAACUACUAAUGUCACUAGAAUGAUGCAACAGCCAUGGCUUCUCCGUCUGUGCUGAGCUUACAAGAUCGAAUCAGGGUGGCAAAGGAGCUGCUUGAGCGCGUAGACAAGUUGUGCAGCAGACAAACCAAGGAUGUGGAAGGCAGAGCCAAGCUGUGCAGCAAGCUGCGGGCCGAGCUCAAGUUCCUCCAGAAGGUGGAGGCCGGCAAGGUGCAAAUCAAGGAGUCUCACCUGCAGAGCACAAACCUUACCCACCUCAGAGCCAUCGUCGAGUCGGCCGAGAGCCUAGAAGGGGUGGCGAGUGUUCUUCACGUCUUUGCCUAUGAAAGUCCCGAUGGUCUGAAGCAGACUCUAGUAGUGGACGUAGUGGCCAACAAUGGACACACCUGGGUCAAAGCCAUCGGGCGCAAGGCAGAGGCCCUGCACAACAUCUGGCAGGGCCGGGGACAGUACGGGGACAAGAGCGUCGUGUGCCAGGCCGAGGACUUUCUCGAGGCCAGCCGUCAGCAGCCGGUGCAAUACAGCAACCCGCACAUCAUCUUCGCCUUUUACAACGGCGUGUCCAGCCCCAUGGCAGAUCGGCUCAGGGAGAUGGGCAUCUCUGUCCGGGGAGACAUUGUUGCCGUGAACACGGUGAUUGACGAACCAGACAAGGAAGUGGAGGACGGGAGCUGCAGCAGUGAGGAGGAGCAAGGGGUGGUCGACCAUGAACCUGUGGAAGAUGAGGAGGAAGAGGAUGAGCAUCAUGAUGGCGAAGAUGAAGUUGAUGAUGAUGAUGAUGAUGUUGAUGAUGAAGACGCUGAUGAUCCCGAGUUCAUGCACACUCGUGUGGACAGAGACACUAUUGUGGAACGUCUCUCCUUCCCCACAGAGGUCAAGGUGGAUGUGUGCAACAGGGCCAACCUGGACAUCACCACGCUCAUCACCUACGUGUCCUCUCUCAGCCACGGCCGCUGUCACUUUGCCUUCAAAGAGCAAGUGCUCACCGAGCAGGCUACCCAGGAGCGGCAGGAGAAGGUCCUCCCCAAACUCGAGGAGUUCAUGCAAGGCAAGGAGCUCUUCGCCUGCGAGUCCGCCGUGCACGACUUCCGUGUCAUCCUGGACACGCUCGGGGGUCCCGGGGAGAAGGCCAGGGCGGAGGAGCUGCUCGCCCGCCUCAAGGUGGUGCCCGACGACCCCUCUGAGCGCACCACCAGCCGCCUGGUCAUCAGCUCCAAGGUGAACCGAAGGUCGCUGAUGAUCUUCGGGACGGGAGACUCUCUGCGCGCCGUCACGAUGACCGCCAACAGCGGCUUUGUGAGAGCUGCGGCCAACCAGGGCGUCCGCUACAGUGUGUUCAUCCACCAGCCUCGGGCUCUCACCGAGGGGAAAGAGUGGAGAGCCAUCCCUCUAUGAGAGGAGAGAUUAGGCCUGUUAGUGACGAAGCAGUGCUGCUUUUGCAAAGCAGCGAGCGUGCACACUUUGCCAGUUUGAUGCAUUGUGGUUAGACAAUUCUAACCAGAAUGCAUCAAACUGGCAAAGUGCACAUGCCCACUGCUUCGUCACGAGCGAGCCUAUUAUCUAUAUUUGCCAGAUGGUAUGUGCUUAUGGUUUAAAUGAAACACUGUUGGCUGACACAACAAGGAAAAUUAAUUUAACAUUUCACUUUUUUGUUAUCACCUUUGCACAUUGCUAAAAAAAAAAAAGGCUUGAUCUCACGGUUUGAUCAAAGGUGUCAAUUGCCAUCUUAUGAACGCUAUUUACCUUUAUAUCAGAUGUUUAUGCCUCUAUGUAUGGGCUCUAUGUAAAAGCAAAUAAACAUCAUCCUGAUUUGUGAUGUAUGACUGCA
Molecule: messenger RNA, 1915 nt
Organism: Engraulis encrasicolus (European anchovy)
Lineage: Eukaryota; Metazoa; Chordata; Actinopteri; Clupeiformes; Engraulidae
Gene: c16h7orf25
Product: chromosome 16 C7orf25 homolog
Exons: 2
Coding region: 124-1482 (452 amino acids)
Source: RefSeq, a predicted model, not a curated record